Messenger RNA from Ornithodoros turicata, 1050 nucleotides. Its product is annotated as peroxynitrite isomerase THAP4-like. NCBI's taxonomy places the organism in Eukaryota, Metazoa, Arthropoda, Arachnida, Ixodida, Argasidae. Gene Ontology annotation, molecular function: sequence-specific DNA binding. The coding region runs from base 228 to 980 and encodes 250 amino acids. The record is from RefSeq and is a predicted model, not a curated record. The transcript is spliced from 5 exons.
GCCUUGUGGGUGGAGCAUUUGUUUACGUCACAGCUAGCAUUGCACCGCCCUAAAAGCCUGAAUCCAAGCGGAAUCCGUUUAGAAUCCACUCCCUAGCCAGCGCGUCUGAGCGGAUGUGCGCCGUUACGCCAUGUUGAUGCAAUUUGCCAGCUGAUCGAAACGUGCUUUGUGUGUGGCCCGAUGUGAUCGCCCGGAAUCGCCGUUUUCGGCUUCCAUCCACCUGCGACAUGGGUGGCUGUGUUGCGGCGAAAUGCAAGAACUCAAGUGCCAAAGGAUAUCGCGUCUUUCGCUUCCCACGCGACUCCAAGAGACGAAAUAUUUGGAUCGCGAAUGUGAACCGUGGUGGUGGUUGGGAGCCUACGCCGCAUAGUCAGCUUUGCGAGGCGCAUUUUGAAGACAGCCAAUUCGAAAACAAUCGGGCCGACGGCAGGAGAAAGCUUAAGUCAUCAGCGGUGCCUACGAAAUUUCACUUUGACACAGCUGGGCUACAAAAAAGACGCCGAAAGGUAACAAACCAGGAAAAUGAGAACCUUCCUCCUUCGGCUGGGACCACAGUAGAGCCCACUGAGCAACAAGACGUGUUACGACUUCCUGGGGUUGCACAUGCAAGCAUGCCAAGGGUUGCUACAGGCAUUCUCACAGACACAACAAACACGGUGGGCAUCGUUCCUAGCAGUGAAUAUAGUGCUGCACAGGUACUUCUGUCUCUGCACUCUUCUUUGCAGGGGGAAACAGAGGUACAUGCCACCGACAACACUGCUUCUCUGGAACCUGCUGCCACAGAUGCAUCAGCCAUACCAACGGUGCAAGAGGUGACGGAGCAGCCCCUCGACCUGGGGUGUGCCGACUCAAGCUUGGUGUCCUGCAACAGUGAGGCAAGUGGGCUUUUCUCUGGCCUUUCUCAGUGCGCACUUGCUCGUAGUGCUGUAAUUUCUCUGUCAACAUGGCAGCGUAGAUAUCUGCUCACUCUUCACGUUUAAUUUUACUCAGCUUAACAAGCAUGGUGCAAUGAUGCAAAUGUACUGAUACACAAUUUCUUUUGCCCGUGUA